Molecule: messenger RNA, 1224 nt
Organism: Penicillium pulvis
Lineage: Eukaryota; Fungi; Ascomycota; Eurotiomycetes; Eurotiales; Aspergillaceae
Product: EXS domain-containing protein
Exons: 4
Coding region: 1-1224 (407 amino acids)
Cellular component (GO): membrane; cytoplasm
Source: RefSeq, a predicted model, not a curated record
AUGGGUCCAGAUCAACAUGCGCAAUUGGAUGGCUUUGGGCUGGUCUUUCCGUUCCCUCUUCGCAUAGCGGCAGUCUUGGUUGCAGGUUUCUGGGGAUGGGCCAUCAAUUUACAUUACCUGUCCAAACUCGACAUUGACGUACCUCGUCUUAUUCAAUAUCCCUCUCAUGACCCCAAAGCCUCACCUCCACAACGACCACACCAUGUCGGGGCCUACCGCUUAGCCGCCACCUUCACAGUCCCUCUGACCAUCUGGCUCCUUGUCACCUGGGCUGCGACGCACCACUCCGCAGAGCUGGUAGAACGUCUCGACUUUAUCCCGCAAUCGGUCUUCAUCAUACUCCUCCUUAUUCUUAUCUGGCCUUUCAAUCGUGCCUCCCGCGCCGGCCGGAUCCGGUUUCUCCUGACAUUAAAACGGGUCGCCAUCGGAGGUCUGGCGGAGCCCCAGAAUGGCAAGUUUGGUGACGUUCUGCUGGCGGAUGCCCUGACUAGCUAUGGUCGCAUUUUGGGUGAUUUAUACGUCAGCUUUUGCAUGUUUUUUACCGACGGCAUCUCGGCCACCUCGAAGCCAAAUCGUGCCUGUGGCAAGGAUUUCAUUGUACCGAUCAUCAUAGCAGUUCCGAGUGCUAUCCGACUUCGCCAGUGUCUGACAGAAUACGUGCGGGCUCAACGGACAGCACGGGGCGAUUUCAACAACGGCAAUCAACACUUGCUUAACGCGCUGAAAUAUGCUACCGCGUUCCCGGUUAUUUGGUUGACCGCAAAGAUGCGAAACUAUAACCCUCUGGACUUUCACGGUUUCAGCGAGAUGACCAUUAUGCGUCUAUUGUUCAUCUUCUCAUGCAUCAACUCCGGCUAUUCCUUCUGGUGGGACGUGGUAAAAGAUUGGGACUUUACUCUAUUCUCUCCCGAGCGCCGCGACAGCCGUUAUCCGUUUGGACUGCGAAGACAUCGUUACUUUACUUCCGACCGGUUGUACCACUACGUCAUCAUCGCCGACUUUGUCCUCCGUUUCUCAUGGCUCUUGCGUAUACUGCCGGGACUCGCGUGGCUCCCGGAGACCGAAAGCGGUCUAUUCCUGCUCAUGAUCGGCGAAGUCGCUCGGCGUUGGAUGUGGGUAUUUUUCCGAAUUGAAGCCGAAGCCAUCCGGAACGAUCACGGAUCUGGUGCAGAUGACAUUCGUCUCCCCAAAUACAACGGCAACGGCAAAAUCACCUCGGAUUGA